CAACCCUGUCUGGAGUGAGACCCUGACCUACUAGGGCACCACCGAUGAGGAUAUGGUACGCAAAACACUCAGGAUUUCAGUGUGUGACGAGGACAAGUUCCGCCACAAUGAGUUCAUCGGUGAGACACGCAUCCCCCUCAAGAAACUCAAGCCCAACCAGACCAAGAACUUCAACAACUGCCUGGAGAAACAGCUACCUAUUGACAAGACAGAUGACAAGUCCCUGGAGGAACGAGGGCGCAUCAUGAUCUCCCUCAAGUACAGCUCCCAGAAGUCUGGCCUAGUGGUGGGCAUCGUCCGCUGUGCCCACCUCGCCGCCAUGGACGCCAACGGCUUCUCAGACCCCUAUGUCAAAACGUACCUGAAGCCUGACGAGAACAAAAAGUCAAAGCACAAGACUGCUGUCAAGAAGAAGACCCUCAACCCAGAGUUUAACGAGGAGUUCUUCUACGAAAUCAAAUACGCCGACCUCAGCAAGAAAACCCUGGAGGUAACCGUGUGGGAUUACGACAUCGGCAAGUCCAACGAUUUCAUAGGUGGUGUGUCCCUGGGCAUCAGCGCAAACGGGGAGAGGCUCAAACACUGGUUCGACUGUCUCAAAAACAAGGACAAGAAAAUUGAGCGCUGGCACACACUGACCAACGAACUUCCUGGUACAACAUUCAAUGACUAAUGGCCCCUCCCCACUACAUGAUGUGGACAGGAGUUCAGCCUUGAUCGACUGAUAUACACUUCAGCUUUCCCAUUUCCGGAGACGUUUAACAAAUCAAAGCUCUUGUUUUCUGUAUUUCUAUCCCAAGGUUUUGGGCUCAUCCAUUAUCUUCUAUCCCUUUCUGAUAAUGUGCUGUGGCUUUAGGGCUUGCUGCACAGAACUAGAAUGAGAUGAGAAUCAAUUUCUAUGGUUUGCUGUCCGGAGAUGCAUAUUCACUUGGAUUACUGGCAGCAGUUUAUUGUCAGAUUGUGGGGAGUGUGCACUUUGUUGAAAUGACAGGAGAAAAGGGUGGAUUAUUUACUUCAGACACUGCUCUAAAAAGUAUAUGUAUUGUUUACAGUCUAGGACGCAGCUCCACACACCUCUGCUGUUCCUCUGAAGUUCAUGUUUGCAGGAGAAAGGGGGCAAAAGACACAAGUAAGGUGUUUUAUAGAGAGCCUACUUUCAGGUCAUUCCAAAUGUCUAAUCCUGUGGUGAAGGGUUUGGGCCAGGGGAGGGAAAUGUGGAAGGGAGGGGGGCAAGGCAUUUUAAUAUGCUAGCUCUAAGUACUGUAUCUCGUUGCUUAUGUGUUUCAGUUGUUUUUUAAGUAGUGUAAAAUGUACGCCACCCCAGUCAGUAUAUCAGAUGAAUGUAGACUAUAACCCUUCUCUCCCACAGUACAGUAACUCCUCUGAGAAUGGGUGCUGUGUGUUAUUGAACAUACAUCAAACUCAAGUGAUAAAUAUCAGAGAGAUGCGUUGGAUAGCAUGGGAGGAAGAGAAUUGAACUUCUGCAGCCUAAUGUCAAACAGUUUUUAUGAUGUUGCCUGAGGCGGAAUAUUACCAUAAAUCUAUAUUUGUACAUUUCCUCAUUGGCUGUUUAAUUAUUAAUGAUGAGAAGGCGAUAUGGCUCAAAACUCACUUCAUGCUUAUGUUUUGAAAUCAAAGUAUAUUUUGAUAUGAAUUAAUCAUUUUAUGUUCACCUUUUUAUUGUUGCCCUAAAAUGUAAGUUUGUGCUGUAUGUGUGUCGGUGAACACGACCGAGAAUUGUCCUUUUAAAUCGUGAAAUAUUGAACUGGCCAAUUCUUACCCAACAGGUAAUAAUUGUCUAUGUAUUGCUAGUGUUUUACUGUCAUACUUGUGUAAAAGUAAAGAUACCUUAAUAGAAAAUGACUCAAGUAAAAGUGAAAGUCACCCAGUAAAAUCCUA
Coregonus clupeaformis (lake whitefish) is the source of this 1899-nucleotide messenger RNA. RefSeq names its product double C2-like domain-containing protein beta. The record is from RefSeq and is a predicted model, not a curated record. Bases 53 to 673 code for a protein of 206 amino acids. Gene Ontology annotation, cellular component: membrane. The transcript is spliced from 6 exons. NCBI's taxonomy places the organism in Eukaryota, Metazoa, Chordata, Actinopteri, Salmoniformes, Salmonidae.